Penaeus monodon (black tiger shrimp) is the source of this 459-nucleotide messenger RNA. RefSeq names its product fibrous sheath CABYR-binding protein-like. The record is from RefSeq and is a predicted model, not a curated record. Lineage: Eukaryota; Metazoa; Arthropoda; Malacostraca; Decapoda; Penaeidae. The coding region runs from base 1 to 459 and encodes 152 amino acids. The transcript has 4 exons.
AUGUGCUCCCUCACUAGUCCUGCCCAGGACGCGCCGGAUGAGUCGUCGCCUGCCCAGGACGUGCUGGAUGAGUUGUCGCCUGCCCAAGAUGCGCCGGAUGAGUCGUCUCCUGCCCAGGACACACCAGAUGAGUCGUCGCCUUUGGCGUGGGGAUGCCCACCCGAGGAAUUGGUGGGUAUCGUACUGCCUGAGGAGGUGCAUGCCGAAGAUACCCUGAAGGAGCUGCCUGCCCAGGAAGAACCGGAGGAACUACCUGCCAAGGAUACCCUGGAGGAGCUGCCUGCCCAGGAAGGAUCGAAGGAUCUACCUGCCGAGGACGUGCAGGAGAAGCAACUGCUGCCUGCCGAGGACAUGCCGGACGGGCCUUUCCUGCCCGAGGACAUGCCGGACGACCUGCCUGCCGGGGACCAUGCCGGAAAGGAGCUGCCUGCCGAGGACAAGCCCGGGGGGGCUGCCUGA